AUGAUGAGCAAGUCGGCAGCGAUAAUUCUUCUAGCGGGAGCAAUUUGUUUCACGCUCAUGCCAACGUUGACUCGGGCAGCAGAGUUCGCCAAUUGUGCCAAUGCAACGGCCAUCGGAAAGUAUACCUUGGUGGAGGUGUCAAACUGUGCCGACACGGAUGCGUCCUGUGUCCUUAAGCGCAACUCCAACGCUACCAUCUCCAUCACCUUCACGAGCGCCGAGGACUUGACGGAACUGAAAGCGGUCGUGCACGGUAUCAUUCUCGGUAUGCAGGUACCAUUCAAGCUACCGAAUGAUGACGGCUGUAAGGAUAGUGGACUUGAAUGUCCGCUCUCGAAGGAUACCAGCUACCGUUACAGUACCACGCUGCCCGUGCUGAAGCAAUAUCCCAAGGUGUCGGUCGAGGUAAAGUGGGAACUUAUGGCAGGCGACAAGGAUGUUCUAUGCGUGCUGAUUCCCGCCAAAAUUCAGUAGACGAGACGGA
Molecule: messenger RNA, 484 nt
Organism: Anopheles maculipalpis
Lineage: Eukaryota; Metazoa; Arthropoda; Insecta; Diptera; Culicidae
Gene: Npc2a
Product: NPC intracellular cholesterol transporter 2 homolog a
Exons: 4
Coding region: 1-474 (157 amino acids)
Biological process (GO): intracellular cholesterol transport
Molecular function (GO): sterol binding
Source: RefSeq, a predicted model, not a curated record